Molecule: messenger RNA, 202 nt
Organism: Neurospora tetrasperma FGSC 2508
Lineage: Eukaryota; Fungi; Ascomycota; Sordariomycetes; Sordariales; Sordariaceae
Exons: 1
Coding region: 6-164 (52 amino acids)
Source: RefSeq, a predicted model, not a curated record
CGGAUAUGGAAACUGAGGAGAAUCUAUGUAUGGGUAGAGGCCGGCCCGAGCGAGCUGGGUGCGAUGACUCCGACGGGCGGCGGACGCAAUGGGGCCGCCGCCGACACCCCGAUGAAAUGGGAGAUGGAUCCACUUGCCCGGGCCCGCAGCCGGCCGGCUCUUAAAUACGCAAAGGCACUGCGGUAGCCAAAAGAAAAAGAAG